CAAGAAUGACAAGCUAGUCUAUUCUAGGAAACAGCUGAAAGAUCCAGAGGCCACUACCGAAGAACUAAACUGUGCUGUGGAUGCCUACACACAGCAGGGAUGUGGGCAGUUUCCACCAGAAGGCGAGAUGGGAUUCCCUUUGUGAAGUAACUUCUGCACCUGUUGACAUUCUGACGGGACUUUCAGCUGAAGAAUUGCUGGGUCCAGAUUUCUGCACUGCCAACCACGGGGAAGCUUCGUAUUUCAGCAAUCAUCCUGUCAUUUAUCAGUUGGAAGAAGAGCCUGGGGACUCCCUGUGGAGGAAUAUAAAAAAAAAAUCUGUGAAGUUUGAACGAGUGGCCUUCUCAAGAUGUACCGAGUCUCUCAACUGAUGUCGACACCAGUAGCAAAUUCCAGGUCAAACAGAGGACUUUCUGGAGAGCUGUCCCCCACAUGUCUUUUCCCAAGCUUCAGUUGUGAUUUCCUGGAUGGAGACAUUUCUUUUGAAUGCUGCUCCAUAGAUCCCCUGACAGGCUCCUACUGUGUCUGCCGCAGAAGCCCCCGACUCCUCACCAAUGGCUACUACAUUUGGACUGAGGACAGUUUCCUCUGUGACCCAGAUGGCCACAUUACUCUGAACCCCUCACAUACCAGUGUUAUGUACAAGGAGAACUUAGUUAAAAUAUUUAGAAAGAAAAAGAGAACCCACCGUUCUCUUUCUUCUCUCUUGGACCUCAGAGCCUCUAAAUCUUGGCUGCAUGGAAGCAUCUUUGAAGAUGCCAACUCACCUCCAAGUGAGGACACCUGGCUGGAGGGCAUCAGGAGCCUGGGAAGUGAUCUGGACUGUUCUCUGAGUGAUGGCUGUGAGUCUCAGAAGCCAACCACAGACAUUCCAGAAGCCUCUUCUGGUCAUGUUCUGUCUCAGCAUCUCCAAGAAAGUUCCCAGAAUUUUUCUCUUCAGCCUCAGAUGAAAGCAUCAGGACAUUUCCAAAAGAACGUUGUGGCACAUUCAAAAGCCAGUGUGAUGCACAAGGUCUCCUUUCAGGUAAUCCUGCUAGCAGUAUGCUUAAUCGUUUCUGCAUGUGCAAGAUGGUUUGUGGGAGGAGAAUUAGCCAGCAUCUUUACCUGCGCAUUGAUGAUCACAGUAGCUUAUGUUGUGAAGUCACUGUUUCUUGGCCUUGCCAGCUAUUUCAAAGCCACAGCCUGUGCUAAGUACGUGCUGCCUCCGAUGUCAUCAUUGUCUGAUCAAGGAUGACAGAAUCUGGUCUUUGUGGAAGGUUUCUGCUGAGUGAGAGAUGGAAAUUUCAGAUAUGGCCUGCUGAAGAUGUUCUAUGCUGUAUCCUCCAGUGAGAAACUUCUGUGUGUAGAAAACAUGUUACUUUAAAGUGAUAAUGUCAAAAAACAAAAACAAAACAAACAAACCCCUUUUAUAUCUGUGGUGGUUAAUAUUCAUUGCCAACUUGACUGUAUUUAUCAUCACCUCUGAGACACACCUUUAGGUAUGUCUGUGUGGUUGUUUCUAGAGAGGUUGAACUGAAGAGAGAACACUUGCCCUGAACAUGGGUACCAACAUUUUAUGGACUGGUGUCUUGGACUGAAUAAAAAAACAAGUGAGAAAGGAAGCUGAGAAUGAGCA
This is a messenger RNA of Onychomys torridus (southern grasshopper mouse), 1615 nucleotides long. It is a transcript of the gene Tmem71, whose product is annotated as transmembrane protein 71. Bases 350 to 1234 code for a protein of 294 amino acids. Lineage: Eukaryota; Metazoa; Chordata; Mammalia; Rodentia; Cricetidae. The transcript is spliced from 10 exons. The record is from RefSeq and is a predicted model, not a curated record.